Prionailurus viverrinus (fishing cat) is the source of this 3140-nucleotide messenger RNA. It is a transcript of the gene REL, whose product is annotated as REL proto-oncogene, NF-kB subunit. Gene Ontology annotation, cellular component: cytoplasm. Gene Ontology annotation, biological process: non-canonical NF-kappaB signal transduction; regulation of transcription by RNA polymerase II; canonical NF-kappaB signal transduction. The transcript has 10 exons. The coding region runs from base 341 to 2092 and encodes 583 amino acids. Lineage: Eukaryota; Metazoa; Chordata; Mammalia; Carnivora; Felidae. Gene Ontology annotation, molecular function: DNA-binding transcription factor activity, RNA polymerase II-specific; RNA polymerase II cis-regulatory region sequence-specific DNA binding. The record is from RefSeq and is a predicted model, not a curated record.
GGUGGGGGUGGGGGUCUACGUCAGCCGCGGGAAAUCCCCUCUACUAGCUGCCCGCCCCUCGGCCUGGCCGGCCUGGGGCUCUGGCGGCGCUCCGCCCCCUACCCCUGGCUAUCUCGCCUAGGAAGGGCGACUCUGGGUGAUCGCAACGCGAGAAUUAAGGGGGUGGGAAGGUGUGAGCCGCAAACUCCUAGGAGGGCGGGAAGGAGGAGGAGGCCCCGGGGGGUGGUCAGGGGAACAGGGGGUCCGGUCGGCAGAGUCCGUCGGCCGCCGGACCGACGCGGGCUGAUCGCGGAGGUCUCGGGUCUGGACGCUUGGAGCGGGCGGCGCGGUGAGCGGAGCCAUGGCCUCCGGUGGGUAUAACCCAUGUAUAGAGAUAAUUGAACAGCCCAGGCAGAGGGGAAUGCGUUUUAGAUACAAAUGUGAAGGGCGGUCAGCAGGCAGCAUUCCAGGGGAGCACAGCACAGACAACAACCGAACAUACCCAUCUAUCCAGAUUAUGAACUAUUAUGGAAAGGGAAAAGUGAGAAUUACAUUAGUAACAAAGAACGACCCAUAUAAACCUCAUCCUCAUGAUUUAGUAGGAAAAGACUGCCGAGAUGGCUACUAUGAAGCAGAGUUUGGACAAGAACGCAGACCCUUGUUUUUUCAAAAUUUGGGUAUUCGAUGUGUAAAGAAAAAAGAAGUAAAAGAAGCUAUUAUAUCAAGAAUAAGGGCAGGAAUCAAUCCUUUCAAUGUUCCUGAACAACAGCUGCUUGAUAUUGAAGAUUGCGACCUCAAUGUGGUGAGAUUAUGUUUUCAAGUUUUCCUCCCUGAUGAACAUGGUAAUUUGACAACCGCUCUACCUCCUGUUGUCUCUAACCCAAUUUAUGACAACCGUGCUCCAAAUACUGCAGAAUUAAGGAUUUGUCGUGUAAACAAGAACUGUGGAAGUGUCAGAGGAGGAGAUGAAAUAUUUCUACUAUGUGAUAAAGUUCAGAAAGAUGACAUAGAAGUUCGGUUUGUGUUGAACGAUUGGGAAGCAAAAGGUAUCUUUUCACAAGCUGAUGUACACCGUCAAGUAGCCAUUGUUUUUAAGACUCCACCAUAUUGCAGAGCUAUAACAGAACCAGUAACAGUAAAAAUGCAGCUGCGGAGACCUUCUGACCAGGAAGUUAGUGAAUCCAUGGAUUUUAGAUAUCUGCCAGACGAAAAAGAUACUUAUGGCAAUAAAGCAAAGAAACAAAAAACAACUCUACUUUUCCAGAAACUGUGGCAAGAUUGUGUUAAUUUUCCUGAAAGACCUAGACCUGGUCUAGGAUCAACUGGAGAAGGACGAUUCAUCAAAAAAGAAUCCAACUUUUCUCAUGGUGCAGUUUUGACAGAUAUGUCCAGGACCUCAGGCAUUUCAAGCCAAGCAGACUCCUACUAUUCCUCGUCUGUGUCCAUCUCGAGUGCGUUGUCACAUCAUACUUCAGCCAUACCUGCAAUGGUAUCUCAGCCUUCAAGCUGGUCUUCAGGGGCCCACCCCACCUCACGCUCAGUCAACACAAAUCCACUGAGUAGUUUUUCAACGGGGACACUUUCCUCUAAUUCACAAGGUGUCUCACCAUAUCUGGAAAUACCUCUUGUGAGUGAUUUGAAUGCCUCUAAUGCUUGCAUUUAUAACAAUGCUAAUGACAUAGGCAGAAUGGAAGCAUCAUCCAUGUCAUCAGCUGAUUUAUAUGGUAUUUCUGAUGCCAACAUGCUACCGAAUUGCCCUGUGAAUAUGAAUGACAGCAUGAGGGAGUCUGAUAAUCCAAGACUUGUGAGCAUGAAUCUUGAAAACCACUCAUGUAAUUCAGUGUUAGACCCGAGAGACUUGAGACAGCUCCAUCAGAUGUCCUCUUCCAGUCUGUCAGCAGGCGCCAGUUCCAGUACUACGGCUUUUGUUGCACAGUCCGAGGCAUUUGAGGGAUCUGAUUUCAAUUGUACAGAUAACAGUAUGAUGAAUGAGUCAGGGCCAUCAAACGGUACUAAUCCAAACAGUCAUGGCUUUGUUCAUAGUCAGUAUUCGGGUAUUGGCACUAUGCAGAGUGAGCAAUUGAGCGACUCAUUCGCGUUUGAAUAUUUUUAAGGUAACUUGUGCGAUUUAAAUGGUUACUCAAGAUUUAAAUCCUUUGACAUGUUUGUAACCAUUUUUAUGUUACCUAUAUAGAUACAGUAUUUUAUAUUUCUCUGAGACUAUAACAUAGGGUUUUGUUUUGUUUUGUUUUUCAUUUAAAAGAUGACAGUUCAAAACUUCUUUAUCAGAGAGAAGUAUAAAACUUUGGGGAUGUAGGGCCUUCCUCUAACAGGCAGGCGAUCUUGGCUCUGGAGCUCCUUGUUUAGCUGGCAGAGAAUUUGUCAGGAUAUAAUGAAAGAUGAAUCUUCAGUGCUGAAGCUACAGCUUGAAAGAGAGGGAUGAAAUCAUUUCCUAACUUCAGGAAGAGGAGGAAAAAUUCCAGCAUUUACAGAAGACUUUUGCUUCAAAGAGUAGAUAAAUCUACACAGACUGAACUUCUAGGCUAGGAUGCCCUAUAGAGUCUGACAUCCAAUGAAGGUUUAUUAAACUAGCACAUACUUCAGCUUAGGCUAAAUCAUUAUUUGACAUAAGUGUAUCAAGUACAUGUUAAAUAUUGAAUAAAACCAAUUUUCCCGUUAACCCCCCCCCCCACACACACACACACAACUUUGGGUAUAUUGAAUAUAAAGCUAGAAAGUACCAUAAAAGGACAAUUCUGAAAUGGAAAUUUAAAAGGGCCUUACUGUUUCUUCUUUUGAAACAUGUGACCUGAUGCUGUGUGUGGUGCGAAUUGUGUCUUUAGAGUCCUAUCCCAUUUCCCCAUGACAGAAUGAGAAGGUGAGAGAGAGCAAGGCUCUAGUUUUUCCAAAUAUACUUUUUUAUACUUCUUUUAUAUUGUAUUAAUGUAUUCUUAGGUAAAUGAAUUAACUGAUAUUUGCUUUUAAGCAAAUUUAAGGUGAAACCUGUAAUGACUAUGUCAUUGGAAAAAUGAAUUACUUAUUAUUUUUGAGACCCAUGGGCCAAGGUGACCCCUAAGGGGUUUUCUGGAGUUUCUUAGAUUUUUUUUUUUUUUUUUUUUUUUUUUAGAGAGAGUGAGUAUGAGCUGAGGGAAGGGGCAGAA